Molecule: messenger RNA, 2159 nt
Organism: Dreissena polymorpha
Lineage: Eukaryota; Metazoa; Mollusca; Bivalvia; Myida; Dreissenidae
Exons: 1
Coding region: 8-949 (313 amino acids)
Source: RefSeq, a predicted model, not a curated record
CACAAACAUGGUGGGUGCGUUCUUUGUAUAUACUCACACAGUGGGUGCUUUCUUCUAUUCACUCACACAUUGGGAUCUUUAUUUUAUUCACUCAUUUUUGGGUGCGUAUUAUUUGCAUCCCGGUAACGGGUGCUUUAUCGUGAGCUUUUGCAUUAUUAUCAGUCGAAAAUAUGCAAAAUCACAACUACAUGUAUUUGGCAUGUAUACACGGAUAUCAUUUGUUAACAUCUCUUCUCAACUUUCAGCCAUGAGUAAACGAAAGCGAGACCGUUCGCCUCCAAUUGUGAAAUCGAUAACCGCGCAGGUUGUGCCAGCGGUGACACAAUUUAUCCUUAAAACUUUAACGGAUAUGGGCGUCACCAAGCCGGCAAACGCAAACAAUUCCCCGUCUGGUUCCAACAGCCAGGUGCAAAGUGACACAGUGUCACAACUACUGGAUCUUUUCACAUUAACGACCGGACCCCAAUCCGAUGGCCGUCAAACUUCAAUGAAUUCGAUUCCAAUACAACCUCUGUCACCAGCCCCGCCUCAAGGUAUUUCAUUGUCUGCAGGCGUUGAUCCCAAGCUUAAAGCCAAAAUCUGGGCAGAUCAAUUUCUUGCGUUGGCUUCCCUAAUUAAUUCUAAGGAAUCGGGGACUCUAUGUAUGAAGCACAACCCAGACGUUUCCAUAGCAUUACACAGGUCUGAGGCGGAAGAUAUUAAGAACAUGGAGGCUUGGCAUAAAGCUUGGACGAUUUUCGUCGCCAUCUACACAGAGAGACAACCAACAUCUGCACCAGCUCUAAUGAAGUACUCCGCUACCAUCCAGCAUCUAGCUAAGCAGGCGGGAGUUUAUUCAGCAAUCCAAUAUGAUGUGCAAUUUCGCAAAAUCAAAGAGGAUGCCCCAUCUGUUCACCUUGGGAUACACCUAACAAUGAACUCUACAAUAAAGCACUUGCAGAAGGUAUAAGCUACCGUUUUCGACAGCAACCUGCUAACCAGUCCUUUCGGGUGCAGAAAAUUGACAGACCAUGCAACCUCUACAACUAUUUGUCAUGCUACCGACACAACUGCAAAUACAUGCACGUAUGCAAAUAUUACAGGGGAGGACACCCUCAACGAGUUUGUACUAAGCAACAAUCAAGAACUCAAGUGGCUGCAGGUCCACCAUCUACCACAUCAAACAGAGGGCGACCGAAUGUCCCCACAACUCAACGGCCAACACAACAACAAUCGACCAUCUCCGCUCCCACCAUCCUCAAAUAGUCACAUUGAUGUAGUAACACCUGUUAAGGUUGAUAGAUUACGUUUUUGGCUGAAAGGCUAUGAUUACGACAUUUCUAGUCAUUUACUUUCGGGUUUUACUUUUGGAUUCACUAUACCUUUUCUUGGUACUACAUCUUCUACACCAGUUAGUAAUCUUCUUUCUGCUACUCAAUACCCGACACUUGUUUUGUCGGCUAUUAAUAAUGAAAUUGCAAUCGGGCGCAUUGCGGGUCCAUUUCAAGAGAAACCUUUCUCGAAUUUACAUAUUUCUCCCGUUGGUGUGGUUCCCAAAAAGACUCCGGGAGAGUUCCGGUUCAUCCAUCAAUUGUCGUACCCAGAGGGCAAUUCCAUUAAUGACGGCAUCCCACGUGACUUGUGAAGUACCAAAAUAUCGAUGACGCCACGGCACUUAUUCUUAAAUUUGGACGUGGUUCUUUUAUGGCAAAAACUGACAUUGAACGGGCGUUUAGGUUGAUACCCAUAGCCCGCCAAUCACAACACUUACUGGGCUUUACUUUUAAAGCCAAUUUUACUAUGAUAAAACACUUCCGAUGGAUCUGAGUCACUCAUGUUUUCUUUUCGAAAUGUUUUCAUCCGCGCUUCAAUGGAUUUCGCAAGUCAAACUUAACGUUGCGGAUUGUACACAUAUACUGGAUGAUUUCCUGUUUGUAUCUCCACUGAAUUAUCACAAGUGUUUAACUGACUUGCAGAAUUUUUUAGCACUCGCUAACGACAUAGGCGUUCCAAUCAAGUGUGAGAAAACUAUUUUGCCAACCACUACCAUCUCAUUUGUUGGCAGAGAGCUUGACUCUAUGUUUAUGGUUAAACGCCUUCCACAGGACAAAAUCGCUAAAAUCAAAGUCACGCUUAACCAUAUGAAAUUUAGCAACUUUAUUUUGUACAUAUUCAGUUAA